This is a messenger RNA of Didymodactylos carnosus, 3084 nucleotides long. NCBI's taxonomy places the organism in Eukaryota, Metazoa, Rotifera, Eurotatoria, Philodinida, Philodinidae. The record is from the annotation of a GenBank genome assembly.
AUGUAUAAUAUGACUUUUGAACUUAAAACAAAAGAAAAAACACAUAAUUCUCCAUUUUCGUCAUCAUCCAUUCUCGGUUUAUUUCCACCAAAGACAACAACAUCAACAUCAUUAGACAAUGAUGAUAUAUUGACAAUUCAACAACCAACAUUACUAUCGGCGUGUAUAAGCAACGAGAGUAGUGGAAGUGGGAGUAGUCAUUCAUAUUCAGAAAGUGGUUUUUGUUCAUCAUCUUUAUUAUCAUCAUCUUCAGUUAUUUCCGCUUCUUCAUCACCACCGCAAUCAUCCUCUCCUUCAGUUUUAAAACGUGCAUCAUCAAUCUCGAUCAUGCCAAUAAAUAUCCAUUCGACUAAUAAUAAUAAUAUUUUAUCUACAAGUUCUCCAACUUGUUCAAAUGUAAAUUCAGCAUCAUCAUCACCAUUGACAUCUUACAACAAUUUUCCAUUAACAAAUCAUUUAUUGUUAAACGAUUCAACAUCCUCUUCUUCAUCUUCAUCUCCUCAACAACAACAACAACAACAACAACAACAUCAUCAUGGUAAUAAUAAUAAUAUGCAACUAUUUCAAUGUUGUCCAUUUUGUGGUAUAGUUUAUAAAAAACAAAAUCCUGCACGUGUUUUACAAUGUUUUCAUACUAUAUGUGAAUCAUGUGUAAAUAAAUUACCUCCAUUAUCAAAUGGUAGUAGUGAUGGAUGUAAUGAUGAUGAAAAUGAAAAUUAUUAUCUUAAUUGUCCAUUGUGUGGUCUCAAAACAAAUGUACAAAAUAUAUUACCUGAUUAUACAAUACAUAAUGUAUUAGAAUGUAUGAUGCCGUUGAAUGAAACGACAACAGAACAACAUUGUACAACAUGUAAUAAUAUUGAAUCAUUAGCCAUGCCAAAAUGUUGUUCAAAUGGUCAAAGAGUUGUGUAUAUAAAAGAAUUUGAAUCAAAUGUUAAUAAUAAUGAUUUGCGUCCAUGUACAAAUCAUAAAAAUGAAUCAUUAAAAUAUUUUUGUUUGACAUGUAACAUACCUAUAUGUAAAGAGUGUAUAACAACUGAUCACGGACGAAAUCAUGAAUAUAUAUCAUUGAAUGAUGCUGGAUCACAUCAAGUGGCAAAAUUACAAAAUAUGGUAGAAAAUACAAGAUUACGUUUAAAUGAAUUAAAAUAUUCACAAAAAACAUUUGAACGAGCCUGUGGAAUGUUACAGACUCAGUAUCAUAAAGCACAACAUAAUAUCAAUGAAACCUAUAAUUUUUAUCGUCAAUUACUUGAAGAACGUAAACAUGAACUAAUCAAAGAACUUGAUAAUGCUUUUACAGAGAAGCAAACAAUUUUAACUAAUCAAAUGCAAAAGAUUGAUGAUACAUUGACAAGAGCUAAUCAACCUUUGGAUUUUUCUGAUCGUUUAUUUAAAAAUUCAUCAACAACAGAAAUAUUAAUAUUUAAAAAACAAUUGGAAAAUAAAUUAAAUACAAUAAUACAAAUAAUGCCUGAUCCAAAUAUGCAUUCAGCAUUCGAAAUUGAAUUUGUAUCAAAUUUUCAAGCAAUACAAACAGGUGUUAGAAAUACAUUUGGUUAUGUGAGAACAUCACCUGAAAUGACAACGAAUAAUCAUUAUAAACCACGUCCAAUCGCACCACCAUUAGCAUCAAUGAAUAAUGCUUGUCAUAAUCAUAAUCAUAAUCAUCACAAUGGUUAUAGUCCUACAAAAAUACAUCAACAGCAUAAUAACAAUAAUCAACAACAGCAGUCACAGUUACAUACAUCUUCAUUCAUUUCAAAUGGCCUAGAUGUACUUGGAUUAUCAUCAAAUAUGAAGAAAUAUGCUACACCAACACCGAUAAGUUUUUCAUCAUCUGAGGCAGAUAUUAAUCCGUAUGAAUUAUGGUCAACUGGUGGCGGUUCAAUGACAUCACCCAUUUCUGCACCUUCAGUAACAUCAUUACCAUCAUUGCCUCCAUUAUCAUCUUCGACUUCAACGAAUGGUACAACAGAUCUUGGUGUUGAUAUGGUAGUUGAUAGUCUUCCGAAUUUGGAUGCCUAUGGAACGCUUCCACACCAUUUAAUGUUGCCAUCAAGACCAAAUGGUUCAUUGAAACGACAUAAAAUGAUAUAUCAUUUAAAAUUUGGUGAAUUUGGAGUAAUAGAAGGACAAUUUACAGAACCAUCUGGAAUAGCUGUCAAUGGUCAAGGGGAUAUUAUUGUCGCUGAUACAAAUAAUCAUCGAAUUCAAGUAUUCGAUAAAGAUGGACGAUUUCGUUUUCAAUUUGGUGAAUGUGGUAAAAGAGAAGGCCAAUUGUUAUAUCCAAAUCGUGUUGCCGUUUUUCGACAAUCAGGCGAUAUUGUUGUCACAGAAAGAAGCCCUACACAUCAGAUACAAAUUUAUAAUCAAUACGGACAAUUUGUAAGAAAAUUUGGUGCAAAUGUUUUACAACAUCCUCGUGGAGUUUGUGUUGAUAAUCGCGGACAAAUUAUUGUUGUUGAAUGCAAAGUGAUGAGAAUAUUUAUUUUCGAUUGUAAUGGAAAUGUAUUGAAUAAAUUUACGUGUUCAAAAUAUUUAGAAUUUCCAAAUGGUGUAUGCUGUAAUGAUAAACAAGAAAUAUUUAUUAGUGACAAUCGAGCACAUUGUAUUAAAGUAUUUUCUCAAGUAGAUGGACAGUUUUUACGCACCAUUGGUUCAGAAGGUAUAACAAAUUAUCCGAUCGGUGUCGUUAUUAACAAUCAUGGUGAUGUAUUAGUGGCUGACAAUCAUAAUAAUUUUAAUAUAACUAUAUUUGAUCAAAAUGGUAAUUUAAUAAGUGCAUUAGAAAGUAAAGUUAAACAUGCACAAUGUUUUGAUGUUGCACUUAUGGAUGAUGGCUCUGUUGUAUUAGCCAGUAAAGAUUAUCGUGUUUAUGUUUAUCGUUAUUUAACAACACCUGGUACAAAUGGUGGCACAGCAGUAUCAACUAUUACCACCACUACAAAUUCUUCGUCAACACCUACUUCACCUAUUUCAUCAUCAUCAACAACACCACAAAUCACUUGUACAUCUCCCAAUCAACAAAAUCAAAUUGAUCAAACUCAACAAACAUUGAUAACUCAAAAUGGAUAUUGUUAA